GUUGGCAACAGUGAUUACUGUGUGUUGUAGAGGUUUUAAACUUAGGCUACUGUGAAUUAAAACAUUCAACUUUAAUAGCAACAAAUUAGGCCUUCUGAAAUGUUCUUGGCUUUUACACCUGAUGAUUACAAGAUGUAGAUGAACUGGAUUACAGUCAGAAAAAAAGGGGCCCAGAAUCGAGUGUGUCUCCUGCAGUUAUUUCUACCACAACCCACGUAGCUGACUUAGAACCUAUCAGACUGUUUCUAUUUUAAUAGUAUCAAGCCACAAGAACUGGAAAUGACAAGUAGGGAUAGAACAGCAGAAUUUAUUUCCACUGUCAAAUUAAUGCAAGGCAGAGUGGGUAAUGGAUACAUUCAGCCUCAGCAAAACAAACAACCAAGGGACCUACAGGAGUGGAAAAAUUUCAUGAAAGUUGCAAAACAGAUUGGAAAAGACAUUAGCAACACCUUUACAAAGCUGGAAAAACUAACAUUAUUGGCCAAGAGGAAGUCUUUGUUUGAUGAUAAACCUGUGGAAAUUCAGGAACUGACAUAUAUAAUUAAACAAGACAUAAACAGUUUAAACAAACAAAUAGCACACUUACAAGAGUUAUCGAAAGCAAGAAAUUAUAGGAAUGGAAAGCACAUGCAAUCACAUUCAAACUCUGUUGUUGUUACAUUACAGUCAAAACUAGCUUCAAUGUCAAAUAACUUCAAACAAGUUUUAGAAGUUCGAACAGAGAAUUUAAAGCACCAAAAGAAUCGAAGAGAACAGUUUACUCAAGGAACUGUUGCAGCUACUCUUCCGCCAUCUGCUAUUGCAGGUCACACAGGUUCAAUUCUGUUGGCAGAUGAAAGAGCAAGCUCCACAAAUGCUGAGGUUGCUAUAAAUAUGGACCACUCAAAAAAUUACUAUCAACAACAGAUGGAGCUGAUUGAUGAACAGGAUGCCUACAUCCAGAGUAGAGCUGAUACAAUGCAAAACAUAGAGUCUACCAUUGUUGAAUUGGGUUCUAUAUUCCAGCAGUUAGCCCAGAUGGUUAAAGAACAAGAGGAAAUGGUUCAAAGAAUUGAUACAAAUGUUGAAGAUACCCAACUGAAUGUUGAGGCAGCCCACUCAGAGAUACUGAAGUACUUCCAGUCCGUCACAUCAAAUCGUUGGUUAAUGAUCAAAAUAUUUGCAGUUUUGAUCUUUUUUUUCAUCGUAUUUGUUGUGUUUAUAGCAUAGUGAGAACAUGAUCUGAAUCAGUACUGUAAUCAACACCAGCAAAAUUAUCUUGAUGUUUUGUUUUGCUGAGAGGUUUCCAUAAUUUCUAUCUUUGUUUUUAGUCCUGAAAUGGGGAAGCACUUAAUCAAUGUGAAUAAUAGGAAUUUGGAGUGAGAGGAACAGUUUCUGUACAGUGAUACGAUACUUUCCUUACAG
Molecule: messenger RNA, 1404 nt
Organism: Limulus polyphemus (Atlantic horseshoe crab)
Lineage: Eukaryota; Metazoa; Arthropoda; Merostomata; Xiphosura; Limulidae
Product: syntaxin-5-like
Exons: 10
Coding region: 280-1209 (309 amino acids)
Biological process (GO): endoplasmic reticulum to Golgi vesicle-mediated transport; vesicle fusion; intracellular protein transport
Cellular component (GO): Golgi membrane; endomembrane system; SNARE complex
Molecular function (GO): SNARE binding; SNAP receptor activity
Source: RefSeq, a predicted model, not a curated record